Molecule: messenger RNA, 321 nt
Organism: Didymodactylos carnosus
Lineage: Eukaryota; Metazoa; Rotifera; Eurotatoria; Philodinida; Philodinidae
Source: the annotation of a GenBank genome assembly
AUGAAUAGUCAGUUACAAUCCGUAGCAAGAACGGCAACCAACGAUAUAAAUAAUCCAAUUGAUUUGAGUCAGUAUAACAACAAUAACGGAAUAAAAACAAAUUCAAUGAAUCUGAAUUUAAAUAAUAAUAUUAAUAAUAAUAGUACAACAACUGUUGUACCACAAGUUCCUCCGAAAACAGUUCAUACACGUCCAACAACAAUAGUAACGGCACCCAUUAGUUACUAUACUGGAGAGCAAAAUUUUUCUAGUUUUAUAAAUAACAAUAGUCAAUUUACAGCAAACAAUCAAACAGUAGCAAAAGGUACGUAUGCACAAUGA